Amoebophrya sp. A120 is the source of this 935-nucleotide messenger RNA. NCBI's taxonomy places the organism in Eukaryota, Dinophyceae, Syndiniales, Amoebophryaceae. The record is from the annotation of a GenBank genome assembly.
CGGGACAAGAGGCGGGGGGCGCACCCGCAGCAGAUGGCUCCUGUCGUGGCGAAACUACACAAGAAGUAGACCACACUACGCCCCUGCCGGCCACUUCGAAUUCAUCUUCUUCUAGCGGUCUUCUUGGUCCUGUACCUCUCAGCGAGGCAAUUCUGCUUGCAGCAAGGACAACUUCUAGCAGCAGUAGCACCUCCCCUACUGCUCGGGAGGAGCUCGAGGCCGCAAGGGAUCAUCUACUUCAGAGCCCACAAAUGGAGCUCGUGAUCGCGAUGAGUGAGAGCCAAGAAAUGUUUAAGCAGGUCAAGGACAGUACUUCCAGUUGUACAGAAAGGGACGAAGUACAUCUUCUAGAGAAGGAUCACGAGGACCGCGCAUUACUGCAACGUCUUGGCAAAGAUGAACAACAUCAGCGAAGAUCAGGGGUGGCGAAGGGCCUGCCGAUGUCACCGGCGCUGCGAGUCGUUUUGCUGCUGGUCGACCUCUGCGGCGAGGACUGCUUUCAGGAUAUCCUGCACGACUAUUCGCAAAAGAAGUUUAGUUCGCUGGAAAGUACUUCUGUAAGUAGGGACGAGGAGCAUGAUGGUGCAGGAGCGGAUGUUCUUUCACUGACUACACAAGAACAUCAUGGUGAGGGAUCUCGUCAUGGUCUGCCUAAAAACGCCUUUGAAGUAGAGCACCAGCAGCUGCACCACGACGACCCACUGGCCUUCGAGGGGGGAGCGGCGCCCACGACGUACACCCGGGCGCACGUGAGGAAGACCGACCAGCAUCCCGCGGCGUAUUAUGACCAAAUAUUGGCAGCAGAAUUAGUGCGAAAUUGGAAGACCACGGGUUACGCGGAGGACGAUCAUUCCAUCCGUCACAUGCGAGCGGGAACACUGAGCAACCGAAGUAAAAAGCACCAGAGUGGCACGAGGAAUUUGUUUCGGUUCCUG